Molecule: messenger RNA, 1202 nt
Organism: Argentina anserina (silverweed cinquefoil)
Lineage: Eukaryota; Viridiplantae; Streptophyta; Magnoliopsida; Rosales; Rosaceae
Product: serine/arginine-rich splicing factor RS41-like
Exons: 6
Coding region: 341-1039 (232 amino acids)
Biological process (GO): mRNA splicing, via spliceosome
Cellular component (GO): nucleus; nuclear speck
Molecular function (GO): mRNA binding
Source: RefSeq, a predicted model, not a curated record
AGGGCGUAAAAAUAUUGGAGCUUGAAGAAAAUGAAGCCUAUAUUCUGUGGCAACUUGGAUUUUGAUGCAAGGCAAUCGGAUGUGGAGCGCCUCUUCAACAAGUAUGGGAAGGUCGAUAGGGUGGAUGUGAAAUCUGGAUUACUUGGAAUGUCCAUGCUCUUGGAUGGAUCUGCUUGUCUGCAUUUCUUUUGUAGCAUGUGCCACGGUUCAGUUUAUUUUUCGAGAAGUUAAUAUGAUCAGUCCUAGCCCUGCCAUCCUACUUUCCCUCAGACCAUUGCUUUUUCUUUCCCCAUGACUUUUCCUCCGUGUUCAAUUACCGACAUGUUCAAUCAUAUAUUCCAUGAUGAUAUCGCAUCCAAUGGCAGGAUUUGCCUUUGUCUAUAUGGAUGAUGAGCGAGAUGCUGAGUAUGCGAUCCGCAAGCUUGACAGGACAGAAUUUGGUAGGAAGGGACGCUGUCUUCGUAUCGAGUGGACCAAGCAUGAACGUGGGAGUAGGAGAACUGAUGAUUCAAAAAAACCUCCAGCGAACACGAAGCCCUCGAAAACCCUGUUUGUUAUCAACUUUGAUCCUAUUCAUACCAGGACAAGGGAUCUUGAGAAGCACUUUGAUCUAUAUGGGAAAAUAAUGAACAUAAGGAUUAGAAGGAAUUUCGCAUUCAUUCAAUAUGAAUUGCAGGAGGAUGCUACCAAGGCAUUGGAUGCAACAAAUUCAAGCAAGUUCAUGGAUCGGAUUAUAUCAGUAGAAUAUGCUGUUCGUGAUGACGAUGAUAAAAGAAAUGGCCACAGUCCUGAUAGAAGGGGCCGUGAUACAUCUCCUGAGAGGAGAAGAAACAACGAUCGUGGGAGAUCUCCAAGUCCAUACCGCAGGGAUAGGGGUAGUCCGGAUUAUGGCCAUGGUUCCCGUCAGAGUUCUAGAGCUGAACCAAGAAGUCCCGAGUAUGAAAGAGCUCCAAGAAGGAGCCCUGAUUAUGAGCGAGCUGCAAGCCCGGUCAAUGAUAGAUAUGACAGCCGUUCGCCCCCAGCGCGGGAAAGAUCUUGAUCCUGAGAACCAGCAGCAGUUAGCUGAGCUGGUCUUCUCUCAUUUGUACUUCUGUUGUGGGAAAUGACUCAUCUGUUGUAGUUGACAUUGUUAAGUUUGAUUAUUCCCCUUAUUGUCUAUGUAUUCAGAUACAUGGUGAAUUUGAACAUCAGCGUGCUUAGUG